UCAGUGGAAACGUGAACUACUUGACUGGCACUGCGUUGUAUAGGAUCAAUACUACGUCUGAUAAUUUCAAGCAAAUUACUUAUAAAGGUUAUAUAAAUAAUGUGGACUCUUUGAUUACUGAAUUUGAAAAAAACUGGAUUGUUUUGAUGCUCACGUUGAUUCAAAGCAUAUCUAUAUUUGUUGAGAAUGAUAAGCUAAUCCAUAAUGAUCUUCUCUAUUCAGCUCCUUUGUUAUUAUAUUCUUCUCUUAUGGUACCCGAUUCUUAUAUCGAUAAUGAUAGUGGUAGAAAAAGUUUUGAAUUGUUUAAAAAGUCUUACAACGGUGUUAAUGGUCACAAAAAUUUAGAUACAAAUAUGAUUGUAUCUUACAGUAAUGAAUACAGGAGUUAUAAUGCUUUGAAAGAUAAUUUAUCUAAAACUGUUCUUUCAGUUGUAGGGAGAUUGAAAAUAGGUUCAAAAAAAUCUCUCACAUCGUUGCAUGAUUUUAAUGAUCAAUUAAAUAAUAUAGAAGAGAAAUAUGCAAAAAAAAGAACGGUUUCUAGAAAACAAGUUAGGAUUAAUCCACUACUGGCUGCUUCUUUCUCUAAAGCCCCAAAUGGUGAUACUCAAUCGUUAAACAAUAA
Molecule: messenger RNA, 622 nt
Organism: Racocetra persica
Lineage: Eukaryota; Fungi; Glomeromycota; Glomeromycetes; Diversisporales; Gigasporaceae
Source: the annotation of a GenBank genome assembly